AUUCGAAGAUCCUCGUACCAUAACGUGAUCAGGGUAUCAGAAGUGUCGAAAUUUAUAGACAUUUCCUGCGUUCAAACCUACAUUAUCAACAGCGCAAAGAUUGUAUUUUUAAACGAGCGGCCACAGCCCAGGCCUGGAAAGGGCGUCACCAAUACCUGUGAGGUAUGCUGCAGAGGCCUCCUUGAUUCCUUCCGCUUCUGCUCCCUUGGAUGCAAGCUUGGAGGAAUGAAGAGAGACCCGGAGCUGACCUUCAUGCUUCGGACGAAAGCGGGGCGUGAAUUAGGGCAGGGAUCGGAAUCUGACGAGUCGUCAACGCCGCGAAAGUUGCGCAAGACGUCAGCUUUUAGCCGUGGACUCUACUUGCUUACGCGUCCUCCUGCGACGGAGGAAUGGGACUCACCGAAGGAAGACGGCGUAGAUCGCCGGAUCGAUGCGACUUCUCCGGCGACACCACCAAUCCUUAGUUACAGGACUUCCAGGCGUAAGGGUAUUCCACACAGGGCUCCUUUCUGACCAAAAAAAAAAAAAAAAAAAAA
Phalaenopsis equestris is the source of this 536-nucleotide messenger RNA. RefSeq lists its product as uncharacterized. Lineage: Eukaryota; Viridiplantae; Streptophyta; Magnoliopsida; Asparagales; Orchidaceae. The record is from RefSeq and is a predicted model, not a curated record.